Molecule: messenger RNA, 1323 nt
Organism: Photinus pyralis (common eastern firefly)
Lineage: Eukaryota; Metazoa; Arthropoda; Insecta; Coleoptera; Lampyridae
Exons: 2
Coding region: 63-590 (175 amino acids)
Source: RefSeq, a predicted model, not a curated record
AAAAAAAAAAAAAAAAAAAAACAUAACCAUGAACUUUAGCGCAGACUAACAACUUCUAUGGAAUGCGGUUUAAUGCAUGCAGACAAGAUCCUAUAUAUACCAACACCUGCAUUUACACUUCAUUUCCAUUUCUUACCUUUGUACCGGUAAUAAUGUCUCGCAUUUUAUCCAAUUUCGCUAUGUGUGGUGAAUAUACCGAUUGUGUUACAGUGCAAAGUAGUGGUGCAAUAGUGGGUGCUAGUGCCCCGAAAGUUAAUAUCCUUCAAAAUGUGGUGGUUCGUGCUGCUAAGUCAACACGUCCAUCCAUUUUACGUGCAUUAUUGUCACGAGAGUCCAUGGGGCAGAGCACACAAGUAGCUGAAGAGGGUUGUCACCCAAUAGCACUUCCUUUACCUCCAAUCCGCGAUGAUUCUUCUGCUAAUGAUUAUAAGGACUUCCCGGAGACCUUAGAAUGGUUAGUUGAGAGAACCCUAUCGCCAUCAAACAUUUCUACUAAACCCCUUAAUUUAGCAGAAAUUUUUGAUAACAUAACACCUACACAGGAUAUAGUUAAGAUGAUGAAUGUUGUGCACAUGCAUCAUCUGAAGUAACGAUACCGUCCGUAUCUAUUACCUCUAAGGAAGUGUCAUCAUUUAUUCUUGAUGAGAAUUGCAUUGCAGCGCUCAAUGAAGAGUGGUCGACCGCUUCUUCAUUGAAUGCUGCACUGGAUAUAGUAAAGAUAAGUGAUGUUGCAGAGCCUUUAGUAGUAUCCGAUGUGGAUCGUAUUGUUAUUUCAGAAGAUGCAUGUACACAUCAUGUAUCAUCUGAAGCAACGAUACCAUCCGUUUCUAUUACCUCUGAGGAAUUGCCAUCAUUUAUUCUUGAUGAGAAUUGCAUUGCAGCAUUCAAUGAAGAGUGGACGACCACUCCUUCACUGAAUGCUACAAUGCAAUCCUCUUCUGUAAUGAAUUUUCCUCCCCCACCUUAUUCCGAAGAUGAUGCCGUGAAAUAUAUUGCACCGCUACUCCCCAUGGCUCCAAACAACGAAAAAAAUAUACGUCAACUAUAUCAGCUAGGCUGUGAUUAUAUUUAUGCCAAUAAUGCACGUUUGACAAAACGCCCUGGUUCAGACGCCUAUUGGCGUCUGAAUUCCAGGGUGUCGAAGAUCGGUAGGAUGAAGGGUGCACUAGCACAUCGAUUAUUUAAAAAUACAAACUAUAAUCAAAAUUUUAAGUUUGCAUUAAAAAAUAAUAUUAACAUGGAUCAACUAAAUAUAUUGUUUCGGAUAAAUAAAUAUUAGAUUCUUUCCACUUUCCCCAUUUACACCCAUCCCUCUUUCCCUUU